AAGAAUGUGGCCGCUGAUACCCUUCCGAUGGAUCAACCGGCGGCGACACUGUUUUACAGUUUCUAAAGUAGUUUGUGUUCAGCAGCUCCACAGCAGCAGCACUGAGUUUGCAAACAUCCACUACGAUGGACUGUACCCUGGACAUAUUCCCACCACCACCGUUCAAAAAGCUCUCUUGUCCAUUGGGUCAGGUGUGGCGGCACUGCAGAACCCCUACAGACAUGACAUGGUUGCAGUCCUGGGGGAGACAACGGGACACCUAGCACUCAUAAAGCUCAGGGACAGGAUGAGAAAUGACCCUGAAGGCUACGCUGUCCUAACAGAAAGGCCGAGGAUCCGGCUGUCUACGCUCGAUCUGACAAAGAUGGCUUCGCUGCCUGACGGCUCCUUUGGGAGGGAAUACCUCAGAUUUCUGGAGGACAAUGAUGUGACUCCUGACUCAAGAGCAGACGUGAAGUUCGUGGACAACGAGGAGCUAGCUUAUGUCAUGCAGAGAUACAGAGAGGUCCACGACUUGCUGCACACCUUACUGGGCAUGCCCACUAACAUGCUGGGUGAAGUCGCUGUGAAAUGUUUUGAAGCUACUCAGACCGGGCUUCCCAUGUGUGCUCUUGGAGCUGUGCUAGGGCCACUACGGCUAAAUGCAAGUCGUUUACAGUCACUCUUUACAUCUUUGGGCCCGUGGGCUCUGCAGAACGGACGGUGUGCUCGCUGCGUCCUCAGCAUCUUCUACGAGAGGCGCUGGGAGCAGAGCCUCGAGGACCUCCGGCGAGAGCUCAACAUCGAGCCACCUCCUGUCAUACCAAAGGCUAAGAAGAAGACCUAAAGAGGGAAAACAUAAUGAAUGUUCUGGAAAUUGCUCUACAAGAGACUAAACCAGAAAUAUGUAAAAGAUUCUGUGGAAAUUUGUAAUGCUGGGGGGAAGGGAGAAUUUCCCUCUGCAAAGAUUUGAAAAAUCUCCUUUCCUGUUUUUCUGGUUUUAACGGAAGAUGAUCUCAGCUGAUGAGACGCUUCUAUUUGUGUCUGAUUCUGCCAUGUAACUAGAAUUAUUAAAGUUGUUGUAGUUAUUAAAACAGGCUUAUUUUU
Messenger RNA from Pundamilia nyererei, 1086 nucleotides. It is a transcript of the gene coq4, whose product is annotated as coenzyme Q4 homolog (S. cerevisiae). Gene Ontology annotation, biological process: ubiquinone biosynthetic process. The coding region runs from base 5 to 826 and encodes 273 amino acids. NCBI's taxonomy places the organism in Eukaryota, Metazoa, Chordata, Actinopteri, Cichliformes, Cichlidae. Gene Ontology annotation, cellular component: mitochondrial inner membrane; mitochondrion. The record is from RefSeq and is a predicted model, not a curated record. The transcript has 7 exons.